Messenger RNA from Rosa chinensis, 844 nucleotides. RefSeq names its product universal stress protein PHOS34. NCBI's taxonomy places the organism in Eukaryota, Viridiplantae, Streptophyta, Magnoliopsida, Rosales, Rosaceae. The coding region runs from base 113 to 592 and encodes 159 amino acids. The record is from RefSeq and is a predicted model, not a curated record. The transcript has 4 exons.
UCCUUAUAUUAGACAGUGAUCGAAAUCAAACACAAGCCAGAAGAAGAAGAAGAAGCAAAGAUCGAAGGGUUUUGUUUUUGUGAAGAGUGAGAGAAAAACAGAGAAGUUAUCCAUGGCAGAGAAGCAAGUGAUGGUUGUGGCGGCCGACGAGAGCGAGCACAGCGCCUACGCUCUGGAGUGGACUCUGGAACACUUCGUCACCCCGUUCGGCCCCAACACGCCGUUCAAGCUCGUCAUCGUCCACGCCAAGCCCAUGCCUUCCUCUGUCGUCGGCCUCGCCGGUCCCGGCGCGGCGGAGGUUCUGCCGAUUGUGGAUGCUGAUUUGAAGAGGCAGGCUGCCCGCGUUAGUGAGAAGGCCAAGGAAUUUUGUGAUUCUAAAUCGAUAAAAGAUGUGGUCGUAGAGGUGAUAGAAGGCGAUGCCAGGAAUGUACUCUGUGAUGCUGUGGAAAGACACCAUGCAUCCGUCUUGGUUCUGGGUAGUCAUGGCUAUGGAGCCAUCAAAAGGGCGGUUUUGGGAAGUGUAAGUGACUAUUGUGCUCAUCACGCUCACUGCAGUGUUAUGAUCGUGAAGAGGCCUAAGACCAAACACUAAAGCCUCCUAGCUGAUUGCCUGCUCAAAAUGUUCGCGAUAUUACGAUACCUACAAUAAAUUGGAUCACUCCGGUUUAAAUAGUUUGAUUGUUUAGACUUCAAAAUAUAGCAUUGGCGUGUAUUAUGUAGCUGAGGAUUGAAGCUCAAACUUCUGUUUAAUCAGUACUUUUGUAUAAACAGUUGUGAUUGAUGGCUUGCUGCACAUAAUGAGCACGUCCCACAAGUAAUAAAGUACCUUUUUCAUUACAGAGAA